GCCCUGGACCCGCGAGGGGCGGUGCCUUCCACCCGGCGGCGCACAACGGCCUGGGACGCGGCUCCAAAGCUGCUGCAGGGCCGCUUCCCUUCCCCUUCCCUCUCCUCCCCUCGCCCGCCACUGGGGCGCUGGCACUCGGGACGCCCCGCAUGGACUCACUGCUGCAUACGCUUGCUGGAGAGCAGCACCAGGGAGAAAAGAUGGAGCAGAGACCAGGCAAGACAACCCAUGCUCGGAGAAACCUCUUUGGACCCACAGACCAUGAGCAGCUGCAGCAGGACUUCCAGCGUGUGCUGCACAACAGCGUUGAGAGGGCUCAGCAGAAGUGGAACUUCAAUUUCCUGUGGGACACACCAGUGGAGGGGCUUCUGCGGUGGGAAGAGCUUGAGGGCCGCGAGGUGCCUGCCUUCUACCACACCUGCGUGGUGAAAGGUGCUCAGAGACCUCUGCAGCACUUAAACUGGCCCCUGGGAAGGGCAGACAAUAAUCCCCACUUUGCCCAGGUGGUACUGACUGAGAAACCUCAAAUUUCCAAGAAAACAGGGGGCAAGAAGAUCUCAGAAGGGAAGAAAAGAAGACAGGCAUCUUUGACAGAUUACUACUCAGCAAAGAAGCGAGGCAAAACGAAUAUGCAAGGUGCUGCAAAAAAGUCAACUUCUUGAAAGCAAGGAGAGGUUUGCUCUUCACCAGAGAGGCUAGAAACAUCUGCCAAGCUUUGUCAACCUUCAAAAAUCAGGUGUGCAGGCUGUGGAUGCUUAGGAGUAUCCCACAGAGAUAUAUUUCUGACAGCAGCAGUGAAAAAAGAAAAUACUUUCAUUGGGAUGGGGUCAGGCCAAUCCAACUGGAACCACUUAGAUAAUAAAUAACUGGCCUUAAAAAAGCUGGCAAGCAAGUUUGGACACUAAAGAAAAUUGGCUAAGUCUAGUAGUUUAAUGUGCAUUAAAAAUCAUUGUACAUAAGAAAAUGUUAAGCAGUUAAAACAACUGUAUACAUUUAAUAACAUGCUUGGACAAGUUACUGUAAAGUUUGGGUCUUUGAUAUUGUCAUGUCUUUAUAUUUGGUUUUAGCAGGGAUGGCUUACUAAGCUCUACCGUUUCAGUCUGAUACACUACAAAAAAAAUUCCCAAGCCUUUCAGUGAUUUAUUUUCUUUUUUCCUCCAGGUACAGAAUUUUGUGCUUGCAACUAUUCAGGGCAUAAGUAACAGCAU
Molecule: messenger RNA, 1208 nt
Organism: Calypte anna (Anna's hummingbird)
Lineage: Eukaryota; Metazoa; Chordata; Aves; Apodiformes; Trochilidae
Product: cyclin-dependent kinase inhibitor 1
Exons: 3
Coding region: 150-662 (170 amino acids)
Biological process (GO): regulation of mitotic cell cycle; signal transduction by p53 class mediator
Cellular component (GO): nucleus
Molecular function (GO): cyclin-dependent protein serine/threonine kinase inhibitor activity
Source: RefSeq, a predicted model, not a curated record